Zingiber officinale is the source of this 1842-nucleotide messenger RNA. Its product is annotated as WRKY transcription factor WRKY24-like. The coding region runs from base 40 to 1626 and encodes 528 amino acids. Gene Ontology annotation, biological process: regulation of DNA-templated transcription. Gene Ontology annotation, molecular function: DNA-binding transcription factor activity; sequence-specific DNA binding. The transcript is spliced from 5 exons. NCBI's taxonomy places the organism in Eukaryota, Viridiplantae, Streptophyta, Magnoliopsida, Zingiberales, Zingiberaceae. The record is from RefSeq and is a predicted model, not a curated record.
UUUCGCCCUCUUUUCUAUUUUUGUUCCUCUUCGUCUCCGAUGACUUCGUCCACCGGCAGUUUGGACGCCUCGGCUAACUCCACGUCUGCGUCGGCGUUCUCCUUCUCGCCGACCUACUCCUCCUUCACCGAUCUUCUCGCUGGAGACGGCGGAGGCGUUCGGUCGACGGGCGGAGACUUCGGAGGAGUGCCCAAGUUUAAGUCGGCGCCGCCUCCCUCACUACCUAUCUCCCGACCUCCGGUCUCUCCUUCUUCAUACUUCUCCAUCCCCGCUGGGCUCAGCCCCGCCGAACUCCUCGACUCCCCUGUUCUUCUCUCUUCUUCUCAUAUCUUGCCAUCUCCAACUACUGGGACUUUUCCAGCACAGGCUUUGAAUUCCAGAUUCUCCUUAGCUAAUUCUCAAUUUGGGAACAGACUUGAAAGCAGAUCCUCCUCUGACUUCUCCUUCCAUACCAACACAAAUCCCCAAAGUUAUCAGAUACCUCCUUACCAGAAUUCCUUGGCUGCAAUUUCAGCGGGCAAAAACUCUGAGCUAUCUUCCAUGAAACCCAGCAUCAAAGUUGAAGCUGUAGCUCCAACUCAGGCAAACUCCCAGACCAGCAAUGGCAGUACCGAAAUCCAACCUUCCCUUCCCAUUCAAAAUCAGAGGAGGUUGGAUGAUGGAUACAACUGGAGAAAGUAUGGCCAGAAACAGGUCAAAGGAAGUGAAAAUCCGAGGAGCUACUACAAGUGCUCUUACCCUGGUUGCCCCAUGAAGAAGAAGGUAGAGAGAGCCUUGGACGGGCAGAUCACUGAGAUUGUGUACAAGGGGACUCAUAAUCACCCAAAGCCUCAGUCCACCAGGAGGAACUCAGCUGCUGUAGCUCAAGCAGUCCAGGGUGCUGUGCCUUCUGAAGCUUCUGAGAACUCCUUUGGUGUGCGGUCGGGCAUGCCUAUUGAUUCAGUUCAAACACCGGAUGAUUCAUCAGUGUCUUUUGGCGAUGACGAGAUUGAUAUGAGCUCUCAGAAGAGUAACCAGGGUGGAGAUGACUUCGACGAAGAUGAGCCUGAUUCCAAGCGAUGGAAGGGAGAUGGUGAGACUGAAGGGUUGUCAGCUCCUGGAAAUAGAACUGUUAGAGAGCCAAGAGUGGUUGUUCAGACGCAAAGCGACAUCGACAUCCUUGACGAUGGGUAUCGCUGGAGGAAGUAUGGGCAGAAAGUGGUGAAAGGGAAUCCAAAUCCAAGGAGUUACUACAAAUGCACCACCGUGGGUUGCCCGGUGAGGAAACAUGUGGAGAGAGCAUCCCAUGAUAUGAGAUCAGUUAUCACUACCUACGAAGGCAAGCACAACCAUGAUAUCCCUGCAGCUAGAGGAAGUGGCGCGCACCUACUUACCAGGCCUCAGCCAGACAACAAUGGCAUCGGAAUGGCCAUUCGCCCGUCAGCCAUGGCGAAUCACGUCAACCAGAUUGCUUCCAGCAACAUCUUCAACGGAAGACUCAAUGCUGCUGGGAGUUUUGGUUUCUCAGGUUAUCAAAAUUCAAUCAACCCUAUCAAUCUACAACAAUCUGCGCGCAUGGGUAACUUUUUCACUGAAACUAAAGAAGAACCAAAUGAAGACUUGUCCAUCGAUUCAUUUCUAAAUUAAAGUGGUUUUAGGAGAUCAUGCAGCAAACAAACAACAAACUCAGUAGAACUUGUUCAAAGUGAUAGAAGACUGGUUAAAUUCGUUCAUUGAUUCGAGACCUCUAGUCUUGUACUCCUGUACACAGUUUAUAUGUUGUAUUCUUGUCUCAGUAUUCAUCCUAUAAUAACAAAGAUGUAAUCUUAUCUAAUUUUUUGGGAUUAAGCUAUUUUCGAGCUA